Molecule: messenger RNA, 3531 nt
Organism: Haplochromis burtoni (Burton's mouthbrooder)
Lineage: Eukaryota; Metazoa; Chordata; Actinopteri; Cichliformes; Cichlidae
Gene: mcm7
Product: minichromosome maintenance complex component 7
Exons: 15
Coding region: 924-3146 (740 amino acids)
Biological process (GO): DNA replication initiation; double-strand break repair via break-induced replication; DNA strand elongation involved in DNA replication
Cellular component (GO): MCM complex; nucleus
Molecular function (GO): ATP binding; single-stranded DNA helicase activity; single-stranded DNA binding
Source: RefSeq, a predicted model, not a curated record
AAACAAAGGAGCAGGCGCCACUGUGCAGCAGCAAGCACAUGUCUCAACAGUUACACGAGCUGUUCGACUAAAGAUAAUCAUUAAUGUCGCCAAGUUUUUCAUUUUUAAUGUGUAACAUUUAAAGUCAAAGAUAAAGCACUAGGCUGAAAAGUUGAUCAUCGUUUCAGAUAACUUUAUAAAGGCCACUCAAAUGCUAGCUAAGUUCAUAUCAAACGCGAGCGCAACCUUAACAUUUAAUGGUACACAAUGGCAGUAAGUUAACCUCUACUUCGCUUUUUAAUAACUGAAUUUUAUAAUGUCCACAUUUAGAGUUUAGUUGAGGUGUUUAAACGUCUUGAAAUCGGGUUAACUAGUAACCGCGAGCUAGCUGCUGUCAGUUAACCUGUUAACGUGCUGUUCUGUGUUUAGCACGUUUACGCUGAGGGUCACAAUAUGUAUAUAUAUUUCUAAAAACGUAAGAAGACUCUAAAUGAUUGUUUACUUUGGGUAAACAAACUUUAUUUCUGUUACACAAACAUCUAAAAGGGCAGGGAUUUACUAAAAAUCGACCAUUAUAACAACACCAUCAACGUUACGUUACGGUAAGUUUAAAUUUGCAGCGGUGCUUGAGUCACUCUAAAGGUCCGAAUAAACUUCACAAACACCCGAGUCAUCAUUCGUGAAUCUAACCGACCGCUUAAAGGCUGAAGUUUGUGGUGCAUGAACCAUCGAUAGCAUUAAGAAAGCUACUUCCACCGCCAAGAGAUUAAGAGCAAUAAGCUCGCAGUGAUGGGGCUGCCUGCGCCUUGUGUUCAGUACACCCCGGCUAACCCUAGGCUAACAUUAGAAGAUGGCUGGCUGUGGUUUGAAAACAACAGCCGGGACUGUUUUUAAGAGCGGAGGGAUGGCGGAGGGAUACCGCGAGUGACUGGGCACAAAAAGCCAUGUGCUGCUUUGUUUACAAUAACAUCCUCGAAGAGAGAAAUAAAAAAAGCAGAGGUGCGGAUUUGCUGCUACCGCGUCAAAAAAAAUGCAAAAGGUUCCUGCAGGAAUUUUACACAGAGGAUGACAACGGGAAGAAGCUGUUCAAGUAUGGAGCCCAACUUGUGGCGCUGGCCCACAGGGAGCGGGUGGCUCUUUUUGUGGAUCUGGAUGAUGUGGCUGAAGAAGACCCCGAGCUGGUCGAGAGCAUCUGUGAGAAUGCUAAACGUUACACAGCGCUGUUUGCUGAUGCUGUCCACGAGCUGCUGCCAGAGUAUAAGGAAAGAGAUAUUAUUGCCAAAGAUUCUCUGGAUGUGUACAUUGAGCACAGGCUGAUGAUGGAACAAAGGGGUCGUGACCCUGCAGAUACAAGAGACCCUCGUAAUCAAUACCCGCCUGAACUCAUGAGGAGAUUCGAGCUUUACUUUAAAGCUCCAAGCACCUCUAAACCCAAAGUGGUGCGUGAUAUUCGAGCCGACAGCAUCGGUCACCUGGUUGCAGUUCGGGGUAUUGUGACUCGAGCGACUGAGGUCAAACCGAUGAUGGCUGUGGCUACAUACACAUGUGACCAGUGUGGCGCUGAGACCUACCAACCAAUCCAGUCUCCUUCCUUCAUGCCGCUUGUUAUGUGUCCCAGCCAAGAGUGUGUCACCAACAAAUCUGGAGGGCGACUGUACUUGCAGACGAGAGGCUCCAAAUUCAUCAAGUUCCAGGAACUGCGUAUUCAGGAACACAGUGACCAAGUACCUGUUGGAAACAUCCCAAGGAGCAUGACGGUGUACGUGCGUGGCGAAAACACACGUCUUGCCCAGCCAGGAGACCACGUAGCCAUCACAGGAAUCUUCCUCCCUCUGCUGCGCACAGGCUUCAGUCAGGCUGUUCAGGGUCUCCUGUCAGAAACCUAUCUGGAGUGUCACAGCAUUACACUCAUGAACAAGACUGAGGAUGAUGAACUAGGUAACGAGGAGCUGACCGAUGAGGAGUUGCGAAGCAUCACAGAUGAAGGAUUUUAUGAGAAGCUAGCUGGCUCCAUAGCGCCAGAGAUCUAUGGACACGAAGAUGUGAAGAAGGCUUUGCUGCUGUUGCUGGUUGGAGGAGUGGAACAGGCUCCCAAAGGCAUGAAAAUCAGAGGCAACAUUAAUAUCUGCCUGAUGGGAGAUCCAGGAGUCGCCAAGUCCCAGCUGCUGUCCUACAUUGAUCGUCUGGCUCCUCGAAGCCAGUACACAACGGGUCGUGGUUCAUCUGGGGUCGGUCUGACUGCGGCAGUGAUGCGUGACCCCCUAACCGGUGAGAUGACUCUAGAAGGAGGAGCCUUAGUUCUGGCUGACCUGGGCAUCUGCUGCAUUGAUGAGUUUGAUAAGAUGGCGGAUGCAGAUCGAACCGCCAUCCAUGAAGUCAUGGAACAACAGACCAUCUCCAUUGCUAAGGCUGGCAUCAUGACCUCCCUCAACGCCCGUUGCUCUAUUCUAGCAGCAGCUAACCCCGCCUAUGGCCGCUACAAUCCCCGGAAGAGCAUCGAGCAGAACAUUCAGCUGCCAGCUGCUCUGCUCUCCCGUUUCGACUUGCUGUGGCUCAUCCAGGACAAACCAGAUGCUGAUGCUGACCUGCGUCUGGCCCAGCACAUCACCUACGUGCACCAGCACUCCCGCCAACCGCCUUCACACUUCACCCCUAUUGACAUGAAACUGAUGAGGCGUUAUAUAUCUCUGUGCAAGAAGCGGCAGCCUGUGGUGCCCGAGUCACUGGCCGAUUACAUCACUGCUGCUUACGUGGAAAUGAGAAAAGAGGCUCGGGUCAGCAAAGACACCACCUUCACCUCUGCUCGUACGCUCCUCUCCAUCCUGCGCCUCUCCACUGCACUGGCUCGGCUUCGCAUGAUGGACACCGUAGAGAAGGAAGAUGUAAACGAGGCCAUGAGGCUGAUGGAGAUGUCCAAGGAUUCAUUACAGGCUGACAAAUCCAGCACCACAAGGACGCAGCGACCGGCCGACGUCAUCUUCUCUCUGGUGCGCGAGCUCGCCGCAGAGGGCCGUGGAGCCGGUGGGUUGGUUCGCAUGGCUGAAGCAGAGCAACGUUGCGUCUCUCGUGGCUUCACGCCCGCCCAGUUCCAGGAGGCCUUGGAGGAGUACGAAGAGCUGAACGUGUGGCAGGUCAACCAGGCCCGCACGCGCAUCACUUUCGUCUGAACAACCCGGGACACGCCUUCAUGCACAUUUUGUUUCAGUCACCUGAGGGAGGGUGGGGGACUCUUUGUUGUGGGUUUUCUACAGACUUGUAAUGAGGUUAAGCAUUUUGUAAGUCCAGCAGAUGGAAGAUUCUUUUUAAAUAUGACUAUUAUUGCGAGAAUUCCAGCUAAUGGAAACCCAGAACUCCCGAAGAAUCCUGUUAACAGUACCUUGCUUGUAAAUAUGUACGUCAGAAGUUAGUAUUGUGAAGUAUUUCCUGUGGUUUGGCUGCAAGCAUCCGUUUAACAUUGAGCAUUUCUGUACAUUUUAUACUUGAUGAUGCAAAUCAGACAAAUUUAUAUUGAGCCUUGUAUUGUGAGAGUUAAAAUAAAAUGAUGGUUCAAUA